UAAAUUACUGGAGGUGUGGAUGGAGUUUGGGCGUGUCAAGCUGCCCCAGGGCAUGCACCCCAAUGACGUGGAGGAUGAGUGGGGCAAACUCAUCCUGGAGAUGCUGGAGAGAGAGAAGGCUCUGAGGCCGGCGGUCGAGAGGUUAGAGCUGUUACUACAGAUUGCUAAUAAGAUUCAGAACGGCGCGCUGGACUGUGAGGAGAAGCUGACCCUGGCUAAGAACACGCUGCAGGCUGACGUUUCUCACUUGGAGUCUGGUGAGCCGGUGCGGUACGAGCAGGACGUGGGGCUCUACCUGCAGGAGUGCGAGGGGUUAAUCCGGCAGCUUCAGGUCGACGCCCAGAUUCUGAGAGACGAGAGGUACUACCAGGUGGAGCAGCUGGUAUUCAGGAUUGUGCGUCUGCAGGAUGAGCUGGUAGCUCUGAAGUUGGAGUGCACCAGCCUGUACAGGAAGGGCCACUUCACCUCGUCCCUCAGCUCCUCUGAGCAGGGGGGCCCCCGGGGGCCCGGGCUCCUGACUGGGGAGGGCAGGGGUCUGUCUUGCGGUGCUGCCACCCUGCUGGGGGGGGCGCUGACCUGGCUGCGCAGACCCCUGACCCGUGGAGAGCUGGUGGCAGUGUCGUCUUCAGAGGACGAGGGGAAUCUGCGCUUCGUGUAUGAGCUGCUGGCCUGGGUGGAAGAGACACAGAUCGCUCUGGAGAGGGCGGAGUGGGGUACAGACCUGCCCAGUGUGGAGACGCAGCUGGAGACGCAGCGCACUGUGCACAGCACUGUGGAGGAGCUGCAGGGCAGUCUGCAGGAGGCCCGGACCCACGGGUCCAAAGUCUCUCCCAAUUUCCGAAGCAGCUAUUCAGAGACCUUAAGCAAGCUUGAAAACCAAUAUUGCAAGCUCCGGGAGACCUCCUCUCUACGGCUGCACUCUCUGACCUCGCUCCAUGCCUUCGUGUCCCGCGCCACGGUCGAGCUGAUCUGGCUCAAUGAGAAGGAAGAGGAGGAGCUGGCCUACGACUGGAGUGAGCAGAACCCCAACGUGGCGGCCAAGAGAGACUGCUUCACUGAGCUGAGGGCGGAGUUGGAUGAGAAACAGGAAGUGAUGCGAUCGCUGCAGGACACGGCGGAAAAUCUCUCCCUGGAGAAUCACCCCGCGAAGCAGACAGUGGAGGCGUACAGUGCUGCUCUCCAGACCCAGUGGCAGUGGGUUCUACAGCUCUGCUGCUGUGUGGAGCAGCACAUCCGAGACAAUACAGUCUAUUUCCAGUUCAUCAGCGACGCGCGCGACUCCGAGUCGUACCUGCGCAGUCUGCAGGACUCCAUCAAGAGGAAGUACACCUGCGAGAGGGGGAGUCGGCUGGGCUACCUCGAGGACCUGCUGCAGGACUCCAUGGAUGAGAAGGAGCAGCUGAUCCAGUACAAGAGUUCUGUGGCCAGCCUGGUGGGCCGAGCCAAGACUAUCGUCCAGCUGAAACCACGGAACCCGGACCACACCGUGGCCACAAGCAUCCCCAUCAGAGCCAUCUGCGACUACAGACAGAUAGAGAAUCUUCUCAGUAAGAAUGAUGAGUGUGUUCUGGAGGAUAACUGCCAGCGCAUCAAGUGGAAGGUGAUCAGCCCGACUGGCAAUGAGGCCAUGGUGCCCUCAGUGUGCUUCAGCAUCCCCCCACCCAACCAGGAGGGCAUGGACACCGUGACCAGGAUCGAGCAGCAGUACCAGAACGUGAUGACUCUGUGGCACCAGCUUCACGUGAACAUGAAGAGCGUGGUCUCCUGGAACUACCUGCACAAAGACAUCCAGAACAUCUGCUCCUGGACACUGGACACGGUGAAGACUCAGUCUGCGCAGGAGAGGCAGCAGGCUCUGGAUCACAUGACCUCUCACCUGUCGGAUUUCCUGGAGGACAGCAGGGAGAGUGAGCUGUUCACACUGACGGAGCGGCUGAGCUGCGAGGAGGAGGUGCGUCGGAGCCAGGAGCACUGCCAGGGCCUGCUGGAGUCCAUGGAGACAGAAGUGAAGGAUGAUGGCCUCUGUCGCUCCUACCUGUCUCAGCUCCGUGACAUCAGACUGCACCUGGAGGAGGCGGAGCAAAGACUGACCCGGCGCAUACAGGCCCCUCCCACUGCCAUCGCCAGGGAGGCGGAGGCCAGCCAGGACAGCGCCCUGCGCAUCAAAGAGCAAGAGCGGAUGCAGCUGGAUCUGGACCGGCUGCACUCUGACCUGGGAGAGGUGUCUCAGAAGUGUGUCAGUUUCUUCCAGCAGUCCCCUUGCUCUGGGAGUGUGCCGGAGCUGAGAGCAGAGCUCAACCUGGCUGUGGAGAGGAUGGAGCGCGUGCAGUCACUGUCCUCCGUAUACCUGCACAGGUUGAAGACUGUGGAGGUGCUGGUUCAGAGCACUCAGGCUGCUGAGAGUCUGGUGAAGAAGUACGAGAGCAAACUGAGCGAGGAGGAGAUUGUACCGGCAGACCUGUCUGCUAUACAGAGACACCGAGAGCAGCUACAGCUGUGGCGCUCUGAAGCCCGGGAGAAGGACCCGGUGUUGCAGGUUCUGGAUGAGGAAGUCCGCAGGGCCCGGGAGGCUCAGGAGAAGCUCUUCCAGCAGCACCAGGAGAGGAGCCCAGAACUGGAGCUGUUCCAGGAGAGAGCGGGCCAGCUGAGAGAGCGCUGGGGCAGCGUGCGCUCACAGAUAGAGACCCGACAAUCGGACCUGGAGGGUAUUGCUCAGGUUCUGCUGGAUUACCGGGACCAGCACGGUGCGCUGAUCCGAUGGAUCGAGGAGACGACCGCACAGCAAGAGGCCAUGCAGCCCGGCCAGGCCGAGGACAGCAGGGUGCUGUCAGAACAACUGAGCCAGCAAACGGCGCUGGUAGUAGAGAUAGAGAGGAACCAGGAGAAGCUGGAUGAGUGUCAGACCCACUCCAGGCAGUACUGCUCCUCUGUCAAGGAGUAUGAGCUGCAGCUCAUGGCGUACAGAGCCUUCGUGGAGUCACAGCACAAGUCCCAGGUGAAGCGAAGGAGGCUGCACUCGUCGUCCGACGCCAUCACUCAGGAGUUCAUGGAGCUGCGCACACGCUACACGGCGCUGGUUACCCUGACGACGCAGCACGUGAAGUACAUCAGCGACGCACUGCGCAGGCUGGAGGAUGAAGAGAAAGCCCUGGAGGAGGAGAAGCAGGCUCGCGUGGGCCAGGUCUCUGAGCUGCUAGGCUGGGCUCUGAGGGUUAAGGAGAGUCUGGGGAGCCGGAGGGGCACUCCGGAGAGAGGGGACAUCGAGAGAUCACUCUCACAGCAACAGGCUGCCCAGGAGGAGCUGGCUACUAGGAAGGAAGAGGUGGCGGAGGCUGUCAGGAACACACAGAUCUUCCUGCAGUCCAAACAGGCCAGCAAGCUGUCCCCGAGGGAGAGGGAGCAGGUCACGGCUCAGCUGGAUUCCCUGAACCAGACCUACAGCCAGCUGUGCAGCCGGAGCAGCCAGCAAGUGCAGGAGCUGCAGGGCCGGCUAGCGGAGGAGAAGGAUCGCAAGGGAGGCUCUGUCAUUGCUGGAGUCAUUGAUUUGGGCACAGUGGAGAUUUUCCCUGUUUUCCAAGCCAUGCAGAAAGGGCUAAUCGACCAGGACACAGGGCUGGCGCUCCUGGAGGCUCAGCUAGCCCUGUCCGGACUGACUGUCCCGGACACCAGAGAGUCUCUCUCAUUGGAGGAGGCGCUGCGGCGCAAAGUGAUCGACGAGAGGAUCGGCCAGUCCUUACAGGCUCUCCAGACAGCCCUGGAGCUGGUGGAUCAAUCGCAGCUCAGGAACGAGAAGCUCCACCCAGUAGUGUUGGCUGUGGAGUCGGGGGCGAUUGAGGAGCAGAUGGGUUUGAAGAUACUGGAGCUGCAGGUUUCCGCUGGGGGGCUGAAGGCAGGAGGAGGGAGGCUGCUGAGCUUGGAGACUGCCUCCGAGGAAGGGCUUCUCACCCCCCAGGUCAGAUCCAAGCUGGAAGCCCACUUGAAGACGUGCAGGGAGCUGAUUGACCCCAACACAGCGGAGAAGCUGAGCCUGUCAGAGCUGGCCCGCCGCUGCCUGACCCACAAGGAGAGCGGCUGCAGGCUGCUUCCAGUGAAGCAGCUGGCGGGGGGGAUGGUGUGCCUCAAAUCGGGCAGGCAAGUCAGCAUCUUCCGAGCGGUGCAGGAGGGUCUGAUUGACCGGCAGGUGACAGUGAGGCUGCUGGAGGCCCAGCUGUUCGCUGGAGGGAUUGCGGACCCCCGUUCGGGGCACCGGCUCACCGUGGACGAGGCGGUGAGGCACGGGUUCAUCGACCAGGACAUGGCCUGUGCCAUCCUGAUCAGGCAGCUGCAGACUGGCGGGGUCAUCGACCCCCUGAGCGGCCGGAGGCUGACGGUGGACGAGGCCGUGCAGAAAGACCUGGUGGCCUCGCGAAGAGCUCUGGUCAUCCUGGAGUCCCUGUGGUCCUUCAUGGGGCUGCUCUGGCCAGAGACUGGGGAGAUACUGCCCGUGGCGGAGGCUGUCCAGCAGGGGGUGCUCUCCACUGAGCUGGCCGGAAGGAUUUUAGGCCAGAGGAAGAGCGUCGGGGCACUGUAUGUACCCGAAACGUGCGAGGUGGUUCCUUUGGAGAAGGCUGCAGAGCUGCUGGGUGAAGACUGUGUGGAGGUCUUGAAGGGGGCUCGCAUCCCGGACAUGAUGCCCACUAUGACUCUCUCGGGGUCUCCCUCUAUUAACAGGCUCAGCUGGGGGUCUUCCUCGUCCUCUAACGGAGGCUCUCCGCCGGCCCCUCGCUACGACCCCAAACCGUGCCGGACCGGAGAGCAGGUGGAGGACCCGAGAGCCGAGGUGGAGCAGAGGCUUUUCUUCCACCUCAUGACUCACAGUUACAUCAACGUGCACUCCGGACAGAGGCUCGUGCUGCUUGACCAGGAGCUUUCGGAGGUGGCCUGCGGACUGGCUGUGGCCAAAGUUUGCUCAGGGGGAAAAGAUGAGGCCGAAAUGGAAACGGAAGAGUUGGUGUUACAUGGGAAUGUGGAGGCUGUGGAAAAGCAGGCGGGGAAGGCGGGGGCAGCUGGAAUGUGGGCAGCCGGAACUUUGAGGGAGGAAGGAUUCGGGAAAGAGAAGCUGAAGGGAGAGGGCGAGGUAGAUAAAUCUUCCAGGGUGCAGAGAGCGGAGUUCAGAGAGAGCCAAAAAAGAGAUGGAAAGUCAAAAGCAAAGAAAGAGGCAAUGAGGAGAGGAGAGGAGGAAUCGAAGAGAGAGAGACGGGUGCAGACAGUAGAAGCUGAUGAGACAGGAGAGAAAGUUGUCCCCGGAUUUCAGUCUGCAGGUAGAGUUGCCACAGUCAGGAGUCCCUCUGCAAAGGAACAGCGUGCGCCUGUGUCGGGAAAGCCAGAAGAAUCCCAGUCUGAACUAAAAAGAAUGAAACUGGACAAAAAGGAGAGGAAUAAAUCAGGAAAGGACAAAAGGGAGGCUGAGAAAAUGCCCAGAUCCGGCACAGACGCAAACAGAGGCCAGUCUUUCACUGACUGGAAACUAGAACCGGUUUUGGCAGCAAUGGAGAAUGAGGGUGUGUUGCCUUACACAGGGGCUGAACGGGAGACCUCCUUGAUGAUGGAACAGGAGCAGAUGGAGACUGAAGCAGUGAUACACGGUCCACAGCUCAUGGAACAAUUCCAGAUAGAGACAAAGCAAACCCAAUCAGAUAGAAAAGAAUCUGAGCAUUACCAGUCCGAUUUACUACAGUCCCAAUGGGAGGUGAAGCAGCAAUCCCAGUUUGAAUUCAAGCAAUCCCAGUCUCGGGACGUCAGGAAUGGCGGACGCAUCCCAUUGCUUGAGGAAAGACUCGCGAUUGCAGAAGAGGGUGAGGAUAGCGUGGCCAGGACUGUGGUCACCCAGGAGAGAGAGGAGCUGGGAGGAAACCUCCAAACACCUGUUACCAAGCCACACGGAUCCAUCGCCCAGAGCUGGAAAAAAACACAAACCGCCUCAAGGGUCUUGCAAACCAGAAUCCAGGAAGAGUCAAGCCCCGGGAAAUCAAUCGCUGCCUCCUCGUCAACAAACACACGAACCACGGGACCACAGACUGCUUCGGAAUCUGUCACAGUGGACUCUGACGAGGAGACUUUCCUUCAAGUCCUGGCCUCCCAGCUCCGAGAGGGGGGCAUCGUUUACAAGAAGCCGGGGGCCGGGGGAGAAGGGAGGAAGCUGCUCCUGGACGAGGCUCUGUCUCUGGGGGUGCUGCAGGGCCACACCGCGGUCAGACUGAUGGAGAAGCUGGGGCUCUUCGGGGGCUUCUUCGACUCGGAGGUCUGCGAGGUGCUGAGCGUGGACGAGGUGCUGGAGGAAGGUCUGAUGGAUGAGGAGCUGAUGCAGAAGGUCUUGAGGUCGGAGAAAUCUGUCUCGGGGGUUUUCGACGCCAGCAGCGGCGGGAGCCUGUGUACGGUGCAGGAGGCUUCCCGGAGCGGGCUGCUGGACCGGGAGACUGCCGCGAGACUCCUGGAAGGCCAGGUGGCGUCCGGAGGGAUCGUGGACCUGAGGAGAGGGAAGAAAGUCUCAGUCACCCUGGCCUCCAAACUGGGGCUCAUCGAGGAAGGGACCCUGCGGGAGGAUCUGAUGAAGCUGGAGAAAGCUUACAAGGGCAAAGGCGUGGACAAAGAGACUGGGCUGAGGAAACUGGGGCUGCAGGCAGAGAUGGAAGGAGCCCUGGACCCUGAGACUAAAGAGCCUGUCCCACUGAGCCAGGCUAUAGAGAGGGGGCUGGUGGACAGGGAGCAAGCCUCGCAGGUCCUGGCCAGGCAGGUUGCCGAUGGGGGGAUCAUUCACCACGGCUCUGGGAUGAGGCUGUCCGUAGAGGAUGCGUUGGAUCGAGGGCUGAUCGACAGGGACUCUGCUCAAGAGCUGGCACAGGUAGAAAAGGCCUGCAAGCAACAGUACGUCCAUCCAGAGACCAAGGAGCGGAUUGCCUUGCCCCAGGCCACGGCUCUGGGACUGGUCGACAGGGAUUUAUCCAACAGGGUUCAAGAAAUCCAGGCGAUGAGCGGGGGCUGUAAAGACCCGGACACAGGGGUGAGGCUCAGCCUCACGGAGGCAGUUCAACGGGCGAUGCUGGAGAAGCCAGCGGUGGAUAGAGCAAUGGCCGCGCCGGCUAUGCAGAGGUGCGUUCUGGAUCCCGAGAGGGCGACGGCCAUGCCCUACUCUGAGAUUGUGAACAGGGCCAGGAUCGACAUCGAGACCGGGCAGAGGUUCCUGCGUGUCGGGCCUUUCAGAGGAAUCAGAGACGACGUCACCGGUGACCUCGUUCCUGUUUCCCUGGCGAUGAGAGCGGGGAAAAUCGACCCGGUCCCCGCGCUGAGGAUCCUGCAAUGCCAAGCGGACUCCGGAGGGAUCAUAGACAUCGCCACGGGCGACCGGCUGAACCUCGCCGCUGCUCUCCGGCACGGAUUGGUCACUGAAGACAUGGCAAAGCUCAUCGCGACCAAUCAGCUGGCGGCAGGGGGCAUCGUAUCCCCCGUCUCCAGGGGGAGAAUUAUCAGCCUUGAAGAAGCGGAGGCCAAAGGACUGAUCACAAAGGAAAUGGCCGCAGACAUUCAGAGCAAUGUGGUGAAUCUGGAGGAAGGCGAGCGAGUCCUUGAGCAAGGUGAGGAAUCGCGGACCCCACACGGGACACCCCGAGGGGACAGAGGUGCUGGGAUGCCGUCUUAUUCCAGUAAAGACUUUUCCGGUCUGGAUAGCAUGCCUCGCAAGCAGGCAGGUGAACAAGCGUUCCCUUCUAGCACCUCGAAACACAUCACAGACACCACCGUCAAGGACAGUCCAAGCCAACCGGACACCCCGUUAAUAACAGGAGAGAGAGCAGAAAACAGUACCCGCCCGGCGUUUACAUCUGCACGGACUCCAGGGAAGGAGGACUUUGCAGAAAUGGAAAUAACCAGCACUGAGGCCAAGGAAAGCUGCCUCAUACUGGAACGGGAUGUGACUGUUCAUUCCGAACGCCUGGGAGACGAAACCCAGAAGGAUGUCAGCGACUCGGGCGAGAGAGUAGAGGCAGGGUUAAAGACUCUGAUGCCGGAACGUGAAGCAGAGGAAGGGCUGUCGGAGGCGGGUGGCAUCAGAAGGGAAGCUGGUGAGCCACUUUCCUUGGAACUGGAGACACAGCAGCUGCAGCUACUGCAACAGCAAGCAGUCCAUCAGAAAGUGAAGCCCAAGCCCAGCCUGACGGCUUCCUCCGAUCGUACAGAGGGUUUGGGAACUAGAACGUCUGUUGCGGAGAGCAUCAUUCAAGUGAAAGAGUCAGAGGAAGUUGCAGAACAAGAUUGUGAAAGCACAGAGGUGCAGAGCACGCUUGACGAUGGGGAGGGAGAAGUACAGACCCAGGUCAGUCUCUGUGAUAGAGGAGUAGAUAUCACUGAGGGGAAACAGGCAGGUGAUAAACCACUUGUGCAGCGAGAACUGGAGAGUGAGGUUCUAAAAACAGGGAACGAUGGUCAAGGCAGAGUUGGUACUGAUAGGAAAGGUGCGGACAAAGAACAUCUAGAGAGAGAAAGAGGUGCAGGUUUGGAAGCAGAUGAACAGAUACAGACCCGGGUUCAAAACGAAAGCAGGUUAGAGAGCAUGGAGGAGGGUUCAGUGAUCCCAGAUAAGGGAAUUGAUAGAGGAAUGGGUUUCAUUGUCGUUGAUAGGGAAGUUGGAGAGCAGACAGAGAACGGGGUCACUUACACAUCCAACACAGAAGGGGUUCAGGGAGACUUGGGAAUAGGAGGAGACGACAGACCACUUUCAGAGGAUAGAGGGGCUGUAGGUUUGGAGGUUCAGGUGCAAACCAAGCUCCGAGAUAAAUCUGCCAAAGCUAAACUUUACAACGCAUCGAUAGGCUUGGGUGAGAGAGGAGGUAGAGGCGGGGACAGGGAAAGGGAGGCAGGAGAUGAUGGGCCACUUUCAGAGGAAGCGAGUCAGGCUGGUUCAGUAACUCAGGAAGUCAUGAGAAUGGAAGUGCAGCAGGUUUCAGCAGCAGAGGAUGCAGCUCUUGAAGAGGAAGCGAACAGCGGUUUAGAAGGAGAGAGGAACGUGGAGCCCAGUUCCAAAGAACGCAAGGAGAGGGAAGCUCUUCUCCUGAAGGCCAAGGAGAGCAUCCGGAGGAAAGUGUACGAGCGAGCGGUGAGUGAGAAGCAGAUGGCCGAGGAGCUGGAGGCGAUGAGGAGAGGAGCUGGGCUGAAGGAGAGAGGACUCGGGUUCGAGGGAGAGGGGCUAGUUGCUCAAGGGGGGGGACAGGUUGCUACGGAGGUAGAGAAAAAAAAGGAGCCUGUGCCAACCUCUAGAGGGGCUCUGGAGUCUCUACAAAAGAGAUUGGAUACAGCAGGAGAGAAGCUGGAGAUGAAAUACAACGAUGGGAGAACAAGAGGAGACGCUAAAUCAGAAACUGUGAGGGACUUGCUUGAGCUUCCCGUUGAUUCACUGGUGGGGAAAAUGCGGGAUGAGUCGUCCAUUGAUGGAGACCAGAGAACACAGACAGGCUCCAGAUUGAAAGGUGCUACUGAAGAGCAGACAGAUUUCAACUUGGACACUUCUGAAGAGGGGAGAGAAACUGAGACCAACGAGAUGGGAAUAUCCAUAGGGAAGCAAGUUCAGCCGUCCAAAGUUUCUCUGGGAAAGCCAGAAUUUUCUCGCAGAGAUAGCCAGGACAGGACAGUCGAGUCAGUGUGGACCCCUCUGAAGGAACAAAGGACUGGCCAGCCAGAAUCUGAGGGGGAACCAGUAACUCCAGAGAUUACCCCAGCAGGGACCUAUUUCCGUGAGCACCUCAGUGGCUCCAGCCUCUCUGUGGACAGUGUCAGAUUGGAAAGAGAGGACACGGGAUUGGAUUUUAUUACCAGGCAGAGGCAAGGGAUCCUGUUGGACUCUGUUACUUCUCUUGAAGAAGAAAAAGCAUUCAUUAAAGUGGGAGAACCUGGUGAGGGAGUCAAACAGACAUCAAGUGAAACAGAUCGACCCGAGACCCCAGAGGGUCAGGUGUCAGGAGAGAAGGCCACAGCUGAGGUUCUGGAUUGGGCUCCUUCUGCACAGAAGACUCCAUCAGCAGAUGCCAGUGUCGAUGGAGGUCAGCUUUCCCAGCUCCACUCGAAAGAGAGCAAGGAGCUCCUACUGGAAAAGAUCAAGAAGGAGCUGAAACUGGGAACCAAACUGGAGAGGCGUCCAGAGAAACCAGUGGAGCAGAGAGAGGCUGGCCCUGCCAUGGAGGGGGUCACAGAGAGACCCCAGGACACUGAACCCCUAUCCCAGUCCAGAGAGACCCCAGAGUUGACGGACGAUCCAGUGGGGGGGAAGGAUGAUGAGACGCCACAGGGAGAGGACAGGAAACCAGCCAAACUCAUGAAGCCCUCGCUCUCCCGUCAGCAGUGUCUGGAACACGACGAGCGCCUGGUCGCCUUCCUCUCACUGGUCCUUCACAUCGAGCUCCGCCUCAAAGAGCAGCAGCAGCAGCCAAUGGGGAGCAGCGUCAGCGCCCUGCAGGAGAGCAUCCGCCAGACUGAGACUCUGGACUCGGAGCUGAGCUCCCUCUCGGAGGAUGUGGCUCGGGAGCUGGACCACGUGGCGAGUGUCGUGGCGUCGCCCCCGCGGGACGUUCCCGCGCAGCUGCUGCUGGCGAUAGAAAAGGACGCACGCAACCUGCAGCGAUCGUACAGUGCCGUGCACGGGGUCUCCCAGGCCAGGCUGCAGGCACUCCGGACUGCGCAGGAGCAAGAGAGGUGUAAGCUGCUCUCGGAGUUGCAAUCUCUGGAGGGCAGGGCUCUUGCUCUGCAGGGCUGGCUGGGAGAGACGGGGGGGGCAGAGUGUCCUGGGGACCCCCCCCAGCUCACACACAACCUGCAGGAGCUGAAGGCUGGACUGGCAGAGCGCUCUGCCUCCCUCGACUCCAUUGCCUUCGAUAUCCAGCUCUUCAUCUCUGAGCGUGCCCAGGACCUCACCCCGCAGCAGAGCAGGCAGCUACUGAGACAGCUAAACGAGCUGCAGAGGUCCUUCCGCGAGGCGUCGGGGCACGCAGCCGCCAGGACAGAGGCGCUGCUCGCCAUCGCGGUGCACGAGAGAGAAACGGAGAAAGAGACGAAGGUGAUUCAGAAGCAACAUCAGGAGUGCGCUCAGAAGCUGGACGAGCUGGCGCUCUGGUUGGCCGAGGCAUCCAGCACAGUGACCAAUCAGCAGGCAGAGUCCGGCGGUGCCGAUGAUGUCACCAGCCUGCAGCAGAAACAGAGCGAGGUCAAGGCUCUACAGAGUGAUCUCCAGUCCCGCUCUGACAGUGUUGCAGCGCUCAUCCAGUCCACGGAGGAGUUCCUGUCGGAGUGCGGGGCUCGCUUGUCCCCUGGGGAUCGCGCCGCGAUGGAGAGGAAGCUGAGCGCUGCGCGGGGGCAGUAUGCAGCGCUGAGAGAGAGCUCCCAGGCCGCGCAGAGAGCGCUGGACUCUGCACUCAGCAUGGCACUGCAGCAGCAGAGCCAGAAGGAGAAGGCUGCUGAAGAGCUACAGGUGAACAGGACCCAGAUCGGGGAGCUGCUGAGCUGGGUGUCGACCCUUGGAGGGGCAGGAACCGCCCUGACGCAGGGGGGACCGGAGACAGUGCAACACCAGCAGGCCCAGGGGAGCGGAAUGGGGGUGACGCAGCUCGAUUCCUCCGCCUCUCUGCAGCUGGAGGAGAGUCUGGAGUCCCAGUGCGAGAGGCUGAAGGCACACCACAAGGAGCUCCUCUCCCAGCAGCCAGCCUUCAUCCUGGCCACCCAGUCAGCGCAGGCCUUCCUAGACAGGCAUGGCGAGAGCCUGGCACCGGGGGAGAAGGAGAGGCUGAGCUCGGACCUGGCCAGCCUGCGCGCUCAGUAUGAGGGCCGGCUGUCCCGCUGCGAGGCCCAGCUCAAGAGAGCCGCGGGGCUGAGGGAGGAGCUGGACAAGUUCCUGACGGAGCACGGGGAGUUCUCCUCCUGGAUGGAACUGAGCGAGCGGGAGCUGCGUUCCCUGGGGGAAGGGCAGAGCGACGCGCAGGGGCUGCGGGACAGGGCCGAGCGGCACAGGAAGUUCUCCGAGGACGUCAUCUGCCACAAAGCCGACCUGAGGUUCAUCACCAUCUCAGGGCAGAAGGUUCAGGAUGCGGCCGGUUCUGGUACCGAUGAGGGGGAGUCUGAACUGGACCCCAGUUCCACCAGACUGCUGGUCCAGGGCAAGCUGCAGGACGCUACUGAUAGAUUCUCUCAGCUGCAUGCCAAGUGCUCCGUGCUGGGCUCCCACCUGACCCGGGUCCUGGAGCGGUACCAGCAGUACCAGGACGAGACGGGCUCUCUGGAGACGUGGCUACUGGGCCAGGAGCAGAACUGUGAGAGGCUGCUGAGCGAUACCACCGACCCAGAGAGCCUGCAGAGACAGCUGGACGUGACCAAGGAUCUGCAGGGGGAGCUGGAGGAUCACCUGGCGCAGGUAGAGAGAUUGAAGCGAGCGACGCGCGCCCUGCUGGAGAACGAGGAGCAGCCCAGACUGAGCCCAGAGCCCAUCCGCAGCAUUGCAGACUCCCUGCUAACCCGGUUCGAGGCCCUGUCCCAGACGGUGUUGGAGCGGUCCGAUAAGCUCCAGGCGGCAGUGGCCCAGUCUCAGAGCGUGCAGGAGGGGCUGGGGGGGCUGCUGCACUGGCUGGGGGGAGUGGAGGGGUCCCUGCGGGGCCAGGACAGAGUGCAGCCGUCCGCCAGAGCAGUGCAGGAGGCCCUCGCACACAACCAGAAGCUGGGCCGGGACCUGCUCUCUCGACAGUGCAGUGUGGAAGCUACCCGCCAGGCUGUGUCUCAGUUCCUGCAGACUGCAGACGCAUCGACGGCCACCAGCCUGCAGGGGGAGCUCUCGGAGCUCUGCCAGCGCUUCGGGGCCCUGCGGAGCGGGCAGGAACAGAAGGAGGCGGAGCUCAGGGGGGUCCUGCCCAAACUGGAGACCUUCGAGAGGCUGGCCUCGCAGAUACAGGAGUUCACCGAAACCAGGGGCAGAGCGCUGGAGACUGGGAGCCAGCCAGAGAGAGACAUGCAGGACUUCAAUCAGAGGAUAGAGGAGCUGAGGGGAGAGCUGACCCAGGAAGCAGACAGUCUCGGCACACUCCGAGCGCUGGGGGCGGAGCUUAGCGACUCAGGGGUCCUCGCAGACACACACCGCCUGCAGGACACUGUCAGAGAGGUGUCCGAGCAGUUCACCCGACUGGAAACCAAUGUCAAGCAGAGAGCCGCAGAGGCCCAGUCCUGCCAGUUGCAGAUGGAUAAGUUCAGAUCGCUUGUUGGCGCCCUCCAGAGGUGGCUGCAAGGAGUGCGGGAGCAGCUGCCAGCCACUGAGCCAGCCCUGAGUACUGAGGGGCUGGAGAUCCGGGUUCAGGAGCUGAAGGCUCUGCUGGUUGACUGGGAGUCGCAAGGAGCGAGGGUGCAGGAGAUGAACCGGGCAGGAGCCGAGCUGGAGACAUUCAUCAUCGAGAUCACGGCGCCCAAGAGCCAGAGCAGAGCCGGUCCUCCCCAGCUUCAUGGAACCGAUGGCACCAGCAGUGUAAACGGGAUCCACACCUGCAAAGACCUGACUGAGAUCCAGUGCUCCGUGGUGGACGCUGGCCGCGGGUACGAGUCUGUAGGGGCGGAGCUGGGGCAGAGGCUGGGGCUCCUGGGGGCCAUGCUGGAGCAGAGGCUGGGGGCCCGCAGGGAGGCAGCCUCCAUCGCUAGCUGGCUGGAGGAGAAGGAGCAGGCCCUGAGCCAGCAGCAUCUACACCAGGGGGCCUCUCCCUCCAAGACUGAGGCAGUGCAGGAGCAGGUCCAACAGAACAAGGCCCUGCUAGCUGAGCUGGAACAGCACUCUGGGAAGGUGGAGGACCUGAAGCAGUCCCUCCGAUCCCUGAUCGAGUGGAACCCAGACUCCCCAGAGGCAGAGAGCUGGAGGAAGACACUGCAGGACAUCGACACCAUGUGGUUGCGAGCCAUGCAGACGGCCUCUGAGCGCCAGGCUCAGCUGGAGCAGUCUGCCAGCCUGCUGGUCAGCUUCACUGCAGCAGAGUCCCAGCUGCGGCCCUGGCUGAACGAGAAGGAGCUGAUGAUGAGUGUGCUGGGACCCCUCUCCAUCGACCCCAACAUGCUGGGCACCCAGAGACAGCAAGUGCAGUUCAUGCUGAAGGAGUUUGAGACACGUCGUCCCCAGUUCCACCAGCUCACCCAGUCCGCGGAGGGCAUCCUGCACGCCGCUCCUUUGGGGGCGGAGCCUGGCUCCCCGUCCUGCGAGAUUGUGCGCGAGCAGCUGGGUGCGGUCACAGGGAAGUGGGAGGAGCUGACCUCCCGGCUGGAUCUGCGCUCGGAGCACAUCGACCAGGCCCAGGGGACCAGCGCUCGGUACCAGGCCCUGCUGGGGAGCCUGUCCACCAGGCUGGCCGAGCUGGGAGAGCGGCUGGAUUCGCAGGCCGCGCUCAGCACGCAACCCGACGCGCUCCAGAGGCAGCUGGAGGAGACGAGCGGGGUCCGGGCGGAGCUGGAGCAGAGCCGGGAGGAGCUGGGCGAGGCGCGGGAGCUGUGCGAGGAGCUGAGCCGACUCAUCGGGGAGCCCUACCUCCGGGAGGAGCUGAGGAAGAGGCUGGAGGCCGUCAGCGCCCCCUUCAGGAGCCUGGAGGAAAGGGCAGCGGAGGGCAUUAACCAGCUCCAGAGCGCCCUCUCCAGCUCCCAGCAGUUCCAGCAGAUGUUUGACGAGCUUCGAACCUGGCUGGACAAACGCAGGGACGAGCUCCGAUCCUCCCCUCCCGUCUCCGGGCUCCUGGGGCCCCUGAAGGACCAGCUGCAGGAGCAGGAGGACUUCCAGAAAGGACUGAACCAGCAGCGGGGGACCUACGAGCUGAUCCAGUCCCAGGGACAGAGCUUGCUCCUGUCUGUGGGCCCAGGUGAGGAGAGGGGCGCUGUGCAAGCUCAGCUGGGCUCCCUGAGACAGCACUGGGAGGAGCUGGGGAAGGAGUCCUCGGAGAGGCAGGGCCAACUCAGGGAGUGCCUGGGGAGGGCAGAGAGAUACCAACAGCACCUCCAGGAGCUCCUACCCUGGAUUGAAAGCUGCGAGGCCAGGGCUGGGGAGCUGGAAGUCAGCCUGGACCUGGAGAAGCUGGAGAGGGGGCUGCAGAAAGCCAGGGCGCUGGGGCAGGAGGCAGAGAAGCGGAGGUCCCUGCUGGAGACCCUGAACGCCUCUGCGGACCUCCUGAUCGAAUCCUGCGAGGCCGGGGAGGAGGAGGUGAGGGACCAGAAGGCAGAGGCCAACCGGCGGAUGGACUUGGUCUCCGAGCUGCUCCAGAGUCGCGCGGCCGCGCUGGAGGAGAUGGCGGGCAGGCUGAAGGAGUUCCGGGACAGCCUGGGAGGGGUGGAGAGGAAGCUGGAGGCUGCCAGGCACCAGCUGGAGAUCCAGGAGGCCCUGGGGCCGCAGGCCUACAGCGGGAAGAGCAUGGAGAAGAUGAGGGCCCAGCUGGAAGGUCUGCAGGCCGUUCAGCCCCAGGUGGAGUAUCUGAGGGACCUGGCCAGGGGGCUGCUGGAGGACGCCCCGGCAGGGGGACAGGCGGAGGACUGCGCACUGCUGGACAGGCAGGCCCGCGAUGCAGAGAGGGAGUUCAGCUCGGUCAGGGAGAAGCUGUAUGAAUGCUGCUCCGCUCUGGAAGGCAGGCUGCAGGGUGUCAGUCAGGUCCAGAUCCGGGUUCGAGAUGCCUUCUCCCGGCUCGCUGACCUGGACGACGAGCUGGACGGGAUGGCCCCCGUGGCGCGGGACCCCGACUCCCUGCAGUCACAGGCUGAGGACGUGCGGCUCUUCCUGUCCCACCUGGACUCCCUCCGCUCAGAGCUGCAGGGCUGCAACGCCGAGGCCCAACGCAUGCUGCAGGAGGGAGAGGGGGCCAGUCCUGACCUGCUGGCCCUCAAGAGAGAGCUGGAGGCCCUAAGCAGACAGGGGGCCAAGCUGGGGGACAGGGCUCGGGGCCGGCUGGAGCAGGUGGAGGGGACCGCGCAGAGGCUGGAGGAGUUCUAUGCGGAGCUGAGGGAGGUGAACACCCUGCUGGGAACGGCAGAGGAGAGCCAUGCUGCUCAGGGAGUGGUGGGGAGCGAGGUGGAGGUCAUCAGCCAACAGCUUGCCGAUUUCAAGGUGUUCCAGAAGGAGCUGGGGAAGCGCACAGGCAGCGUCCAGGCUCUGAAGAGAUCCGCCAGAGAGCUCAUCGACACGGCCAGAGACGACACCACCUGGGUCAAAGUGCAGCUGCAGGAGCUGACCGCCCGCUGGGACGCUGUGUGCAAACUGUCUGUGAUCAAGCAGAGCAGGCUGGAGCAGGCUCUCAAACAGGCGGAGGAGUUCAGGGCUGCAGUUCAGCAGCUGCUCGAGUGGCUGUCGGAGGCAGAGCAGACCCUGCGGUUCCGAGGGCUCCUUCCAGACGAGAGAGACAUGCUGCAGAGCCUCAUCGACCUGCACAAGGAGUUCAUGAAGAACGUCGAGGAGAAACGUGUUGACGUGAACAAGGCUGCCGGGAUGGGAGAGGAGAUUCUGACAGUGUGCCACCCCGACUGCAUCACCACCAUCAAACACUGGAUCACAAUCAUCAGAGCUCGCUUUGAAGAGGUCAUGACCUGGGCGAAGCAGCACCAGCAGAGACUGGAGACAGCACUGGCUGAACUGGUCAACAACGCAGAGCUACUGGACCAGCUGUUGUCAUGGCUACAGUGGGCAGAGACCACCCUGAUCCAGAGGGACCAGGAGCCCCUCCCACAGAACAUCGAGCUGGUCAAGGAGCGAAUCGCAGAGCACCAGUCGUUCAUGGAGGAGAUGACUCGGAAGCAGCCCGACGUUGACAAAGUGACCAAAACAUACAAGAGGAAGACAGCGGGACCUUCAUCCCUGAGCCUGGCGGAGAAAUCCCGCGCUCGCAAGGCCCUGUCUCACUCCCCCAGCCCCCUGCAGCUCUCUGCUCAGUCGGAGUUGAAAAGCCCUCGAGUCACUCAGCUCUCGGCUCGCUGGCAGCAGGUGUGGCUCCUUGCCCUGGACCGGCAGCGCAAGCUCAACGACACCCUCGACAGGCUGGAGGAGCUCAAGGAGUUUGCAAACUUUGACUUCGACGUGUGGCGCAAGAAGUACAUGCGCUGGAUGAACCACAAGAAGUCUCGGGUGAUGGACUUCUUCAGACGCAUGGACAAGGACCAGGACGGGAAGAUCACCAGGCAGGAGUUCAUCGACGGGAUCCUCGCCUCCAAGUUCCCCACCAGUAAGCUGGAGAUGAUGGCGGUAGCGGAUAUCUUCGACGGCGAUGGCGACGGCUACAUCGAUUACUACGAGUUUGUGGCGGCUCUGCACCCCAACAAGGACGCCUACCGCCCCACCACCGACGCGGACAAGAUCGAGGACGAGGUGACGAGGCAGGUGGCGCAGUGCAAGUGUGCAAAGCGCUUCCAAGUGGAACAGAUCGGAGAGAACAAGUAUCGGUUCUUCCUGGGGAAUCAGUUCGGAGACUCUCAGCAGCUACGACUGGUCAGGAUCCUGCGCAGCACGGUGAUGGUGCGAGUCGGGGGCGGCUGGAUGGCUCUCGAUGAGUUCUUGGUCAAGAACGACCCCUGCAGAGUGACGGUUACUCCAGGCUACUUCCGCUGCAGAGCCCGCGGGCGCACCAAUCUGGAGCUGCGUGAGAAGUUCAUUCUGCCCGAGGGAAUGUCGCAGGGCAUGGCAGCGUUCCGAUCGCGGGGGCGCAAGUCCAAGCCCUCUUCCCGGGCUGCAUCUCCCACCCGCUCCAGCUCCAGCGCCAGCCAGAGCAACCACAGCUGCACCUCUGUGCCAUCGUCCCCAGCAACGCCCGCCAGCGGGAGCAGGACACCACACACUUACUCUCGUGGUUACGACAAACCCUGGCUGGUUAACAGUAAAAGCUCCACCCCAGUUCAGUGCCAGAGCUGCCCCGACCACCAGCCCCCCUCCGAGGUGACGUCGGGCUCCAAGCUGAAGCGCCCCACUUUCCACUCCAGCCGCGGCUCCCUGACAGGCGAGAACGGGAACCAGGGGACCCCCACGAGUGCCAAAUCCAACCGCAGUGAGUCGAAGCGCGCCGGUUCCUCGUUGAGUCGGCCGUCAAGCCGAGCGGGCAGCAAGGCAGGGAGCCGGGCGAGCAGCCGCAGGGGCAGCGACGCCUCGGACUUGGACCUGCUGGAGACACAGUCAGCCUGCUCCGACGUGUCUGAGACCAGCGCCUCAGGGGCGUCCCGCAAGGGGGGCAAGCCCUCCAAGAUACCCACCAUCUCCAAGAAGACCACCUCACCCUCCUCCUCCACCACCAGCCCCAAGACACCCGGCAACAAGAGAUAAUGCAGGAGCAGCAGAGCUCCUGGGAGUCGGGACUGCCCUCGACCAUCUGCACCAACCAGGAGAGCCAGGGCAGCGAUUCAUUUAUACAUGAAUACACUGAAACCUCCUGGUCACUUCUGCUGUGAACAAGGGGAGCUCUGAACCCCAGGACUGGGUGCAGCAGCAGCAGCAGCAGGGCUAGUGUGAGUUUCUAACCCUGCUCAAACU
Messenger RNA from Polyodon spathula (Mississippi paddlefish), 18520 nucleotides. RefSeq names its product microtubule-actin cross-linking factor 1, isoforms 1/2/3/5-like. The coding region runs from base 20 to 18313 and encodes 6097 amino acids. The transcript has 65 exons. Lineage: Eukaryota; Metazoa; Chordata; Actinopteri; Acipenseriformes; Polyodontidae. Gene Ontology annotation, biological process: cell-cell adhesion; wound healing; skin development. The record is from RefSeq and is a predicted model, not a curated record. Gene Ontology annotation, cellular component: intermediate filament; plasma membrane; intercalated disc. Gene Ontology annotation, molecular function: structural molecule activity; calcium ion binding; microtubule binding.